AUGCUAUUAAUAGUCAGUUCAUUUUGUUCGGGUGAUGUCUUCGAUAAUGGUCGACAAAAAUAUGAACAAAUUUUAUCAUUAUCAUCAUCAUCAACAACAUCAACUUGUUGGCAAAAAGUAUUAAUAAUGUUACAAAAAUAUUGUUCAAUUGAUGAACUCGAUAAAUAUCAAUCAACAAUAGCUUAUCAAUUUACUCUUUGUCAUUUAUCUACAAUGAAUGAUGAUCUAUCAAAUAUUCUUUGUCUUCAAAAUAAUAUUGAAUUAUGUGUGGAAAAUCUUCAUCAACAUAUGAAUGCAUUUAUUGCCUAUACUGAAUUUUAUCCAUUUGUUCAAAGUGUUUGUUAUGUUCUUCGACAAAAAUCUUAUCAAUCUGAACUUACAUCACGUUUAACAAUAUUUCUUAAUAAUUCACAAGAAACAAUAACUAAAUUAAUUUCAUCUAUUCAUUUACAACAUCAAUUAACAGAUAGAAUAAAGUAUCAACAAUAUAUUCAAGAAACAAUUGUUAAUAAUGCUAUUAAACUUAAACAAUUAGCUCGAACAAAUAUGGAUAAAACACAAGAUAUUCUCAAUAAUGUUAUCGAAGCUGCUCGUCAUGAAUAUAAUUUACUUCAACAAAUUUGUGCUCUAUCUCAAACAAUUCAAACAGUAGUACGAAUAACUUGUACAUAUUCAUUUUGGUUUUAUGCUCUAUCAAUGUUUACUAUUUACAUAAUGACUAUUCCAAAACGAACAAAUCGAGCAAGAUCUUUUUUAUUUUGUGGUAUGUUUAUUUAUGUUCUUAUUGAACGUUAUUAUCAAAUGUCGUCGAUAAUAAACUCUUAUCAAUGGCGUUCGAUUUCUUGGACUUGUUGUUUAUUAAUUCUUAUUCAUUUUGCUUAUAAAUAUCAAAGUCGAAAAGAAAUUCAUAAUGAACAACUUUGUCGUCUAAAUGAUAAUCUCAUUCAAACAGAAGCGACAUUUCAUCGUGUAUCAAGAGAAUUAAAACGAGCUCGUUCAAAAUCUCGUUCACGUUCACGCUCUAUUCGAUUAAGACAACGAGAAAAUAAAAACAUUUCUUCAUUAAUUCAACAUAAAACUCAAUUUAUUGAUCAUACUGAAAAUAAAGAAAAUAUCCAACAAGAUAAUUUGAUUGACGAUGAAGAUGAUCAAUCAUUUUUAAAUCAUACAAAUAAACGUCAUUUUAGUCUUCUUGUUCCACGAUCAUCAAAAUCAACACGAAUUUUGUUGGCAUCAAAACAGAUCAAUACCAAUAUAUAA
This is a messenger RNA of Rotaria sp. Silwood2, 1260 nucleotides long. The record is from the annotation of a GenBank genome assembly. NCBI's taxonomy places the organism in Eukaryota, Metazoa, Rotifera, Eurotatoria, Philodinida, Philodinidae.